AGUCCAGCUGCUGACUCGAGCAAUGAGCCGCGUCUUUUGAUGGGAUUGGGUGAGCAUGGCUAAUUAGAGCGACUUGAGCCCGACAAGGUACGGACUUUCCGACUGUAUACGUAGUAGGCAAUGUUUCCCCAUGGAACGGACCGUCGGACAGUCCAAGGGGAUGCGUGCGCAGCAACGUGACUCUCGCGACGUUGCGCGGCUCCCGAGUUGUCCGUGAUUAGCUGCCCAAUUGAGCAAUGAUGGACGUACGACCACCUGCUCUCGCGGGUCUAGUGAAUCACGGGGCAAUAGGAGUAUAAGAUACGAAAAGGUGAAGGACGAAAUAGUUGAAGGAGCAGACGCGCCAGGACAAACUACACAAGUCACCAUGCAUCCAUCAUCGCUACUGCUCGCCGCUGCCUCAGGGGCUUCGGCUGCCCCCGUGUUCGCCGUCUACUUUGACCAGUGGCAUACGACAUACCUCCCCGAACGCGCAACGACGGCCGGCGUCACGCAUGUCAUCACCGCAUUUGCGCAGUCCACCAUCUUCAACUCGGGCACGUCGUACGCCCCCUUCAUGCCCCUCGACCAGGUGCGCGCGCUCUUUGACGACGGCAGCAAGGUGUGCAUGGCCAUUGGCGGAUGGGGCGAUACGUCUGGCUUCAGCGCCGGUGCUGCGACGGAGCAGACAAGGAAGACGUAUGCACAGAAUGUCGCUACGACAAUGGACAAUCUCGGCUAUGAUUGCGUGGAUAUCGAUUGGGAGUAUCCUGGUGGUAACGGCGAGGAUUACAGGAUAGUCCCCAAUGACCAGAAGGUGCAGGAGAUUGAGACAUUCCCGCUGCUGCUGCAGGAGAUCAAGGCUGCGAUUGGAGACAGGGAGCUCUCCAUCGCCGUGCCAGGCAAGGAGGGCGACAUGAUUGCCUUUACGGCUGACAAGGUGCCCCUGAUCAACGAGGUUGUCGACCACGUCAACGUCAUGUCGUACGAUUUGAUGAAUCGUCGCAACAAUGAGACCACGCAUCACACUGGUAUCCAGGGGUCAGCGCGUGCUGUCGACCUGUAUAUUGAGAGGGGAAUGGAUGCGAGCAAGCUGAUUCUGGGAUUCGCCUUCUACAGCAAGUGGUUCACCACGUCCGGCCCCUGCGAGGGCCAAGUAGGCUGCCCGACAGCUGAGCUGGAGCGUCCUGACGGGACGGACACGGGUCUGUCUGGCGCCGUGACAUUUGAAAACGCGAGCUACAGCGACGCCGAGUUUGUGCAGGCCAUGCAGAAUGGCAAGACGGACGAGGAGAGGGGCGGCCAGUGGUACUGGGCAAACAACAAGUUCUGGACGUGGGACACGCCGGCCCUCAUUGCGCGCAAGUUUGACGAGAUUAUCAAGCCAAAGGGGCUCGGUGGCGUCAUGGCCUGGAGUCUCGCGCAGGAUAGCUAUGACUGGAGUCACCUGAAGGCGAUCCAGAAGGGCGUGAACUGUCUCUGAUUUGGUUUGAUCAAUAGCAAACACGAGCUUCCCACCGCUUGCUUUUCGUCGCGUGAUUCACUGAUGCCGUAAUGGUGACCUCCAAACCGUUCUCAACGCGGCUGAGGAAGAUGUGAAGUAGUUUGAUUGUAUCACAUGUCCCGA
Emericellopsis atlantica is the source of this 1606-nucleotide messenger RNA. RefSeq names its product chitinase 18-11. The coding region runs from base 368 to 1462 and encodes 364 amino acids. The transcript has a single exon. Gene Ontology annotation, molecular function: chitin binding; chitinase activity. Gene Ontology annotation, cellular component: extracellular region. Gene Ontology annotation, biological process: carbohydrate metabolic process; chitin catabolic process. Lineage: Eukaryota; Fungi; Ascomycota; Sordariomycetes; Hypocreales; Bionectriaceae. The record is from RefSeq and is a predicted model, not a curated record.